CUGUAUAACGAGCAACAUUAGAUAAGUGAACUAUAAAAAAAAGAAAAAAGUAAAAAUGAAAUUAGUCUGGUCGCUAGUAGUCUUGAGCUAUGCUUUACUCGAAGUCCAAGGAUAUCCAUUCCCAGUGUUCACGUCUUCAGCAAAUGUCGAUACGUGGUCGUACGGAGAUGCUCAUCGUGGCGGCAAAGUUUUAAGUCGUUCGUACAACCCAUACGCCAGUCGACGAGCAGUAAGAGCUGGCCCGACCACCUACUCAGUUUGGAAACCAGAAACCGAAUUUAAUCCUUUAACAUCUCAUCAAUCGAUCCAGUAUCAUCAGGAAAGACGUCGCCAAGCUUUACUUGAAGUAAACGACACACCACCGCAAGAGAAUGAAAUCUUCUACCCCCAAGAGAAUCCAGUACCCGUUGCUGAUGAAGCCACAGAAUUAAUUAAACCACUUGAAGUAUCACCAGAAGCGCCAACAACAGUAAGAGCUAUUGUACCUGAACCAGCUGAACCUGAAAAAGAAGAAAAGCCGGCUCCAGAACCAAAAGCUGUAGAGAAGAAGAUUCCAUCCAAAAAGCCAGUAGUAGAUGAAGAAGAGGAUGAAGAUGAUGAUGAUGAUGACUCCCCAUCUCAACCCAAGUUCCCUGGUAAUGCCUUCUUCCCAAUGUUUUUUGCUUGGGGAGGUGGAAAUGGACCUGUAGCAGUAGCUAAUUCGUUCAGUAAGGGACGCGGUGGUGCGGCCGCUAGCGAAGCCACUGCUUAUGGAAGCUACGUCCCUCUUGUAAAAUCAGCUGCUGCUUUAAAAUCACACUAAAAUGCCCUCAGAAUUAUUCGAACCUUGCAUUGUAUAAAUGUUAGUUGUUUCUGCUUUGGACUUUGUCAUCACGUGUUGUGAAAUUAUGAAUUUAUACAUUUUCUCAAUAAACGUUUCUAUUUUGUUUUAA
Messenger RNA from Spodoptera litura, 932 nucleotides. RefSeq lists its product as uncharacterized. Lineage: Eukaryota; Metazoa; Arthropoda; Insecta; Lepidoptera; Noctuidae. The record is from RefSeq and is a predicted model, not a curated record.